Molecule: messenger RNA, 2157 nt
Organism: Peniophora sp. CBMAI 1063
Lineage: Eukaryota; Fungi; Basidiomycota; Agaricomycetes; Russulales; Peniophoraceae
Source: the annotation of a GenBank genome assembly
AUGGGACUGCUAUCGCUCGGCACACCGCUGCACUGGGAGGAGGCGCGCAAGCACGCAGACCAUGUCCGCGAACAUGGCAUAACACAGUUCUUGAAUACCUGGAGAAGGUUGAAGGAUCGGAGUGGCGACGAGCUACUUUGGGGCGACGAGAUCGAGUACAUGAUUGUCCAGCUCGAUGAAUCUCAGCGCAACGCCGUACUUUCGCUCAGCCAGACCGACGUACUCGCCAAGCUGAGUAGCGCCACGGCCCGCAUCGACUCGGAAACAGGCGCGGAGGUCAUUCCGCCCACAUUCCACCCGGAGUAUGGGCGGUACAUGCUGGAGAGCACGCCUGGUGCGCCCUAUACUGGCCAUGUCCCGGACCUCCUGGCCGUCGAACCCAGCAUGCGUACUCGCCGCCGGAUCGCGCGCGAAGAGCUCCAGGACAAUCAGCGCCCGCUGACGAUCACGAGCUUUCCUCGUCUGGGCGUCGGCGCGUUCACGGACCCGCCGUGCGACCCGGCGAAGGCGCUGAGCAGCCACAGCCUGUUCCUUCCUGAGGAGAUCACCAACCCGCAUGCGAGAUUCCCCACGCUCACUGCGAAUAUCCGGAGACGACGCGGCUCAAAGGUCGCGAUCAACCUGCCGCUCUUCUUCGAUGAGAACACUCCCCGGCCACAUAUUGACCCGACAAUACCCUGGGAUAGGAAUGUCUUUAAAGAGGAUCCAGAGGCGAAAAACGGGGCUGCGAAACAUGAUCAUGUCUACAUGGACGCAAUGGGCUUCGGCAUGGGGUGUUGCUGCCUGCAGCUUACCUUCCAAGCCUGUAAUGUCGCGGAUUCGCGAAGGUUGUACGACGCGUUUGUGCCUGUGGCACCGAUUAUGUUGGCGUUGACUGCUGCAAGCCCGUUAUAUCGCGGUCUUGUCGCAGACGUAGACUGCAGGUGGGACGUCAUCUCAGGAUCCGUCGAUGACAGGACUCCCGAAGAGCGAGGGCUUAAGCCGCUCAAGAACUCGCGCUUCGUGAUCCCCAAGUCACGCUACGGCUCAGUCUCUCUGUACAUCUCGGAAGAGUGGAUGAACCGGCCAGAGUACAACGACACUGCUGCGCCAAUAGACGAGGCGAUCUUUGAGAGACUGAAGAAGAAUGGCAUCGACGCGCCGCUUUCGAGGCAUAUUGCUCACCUCUUUAUCCGGGAUCCCAUCGUUAUCUUCUCCGAGCUCAUCGAUCAAGACGACGAAGUCAGCAUGGACCACUUCGAGAACAUCCAAAGCACGAACUGGCAAACAGUCCGCUUCAAACCUCCUCCCGCCAACACCCCCAUCGGCUGGCGCGUCGAAUUCCGCUCCAUGGAAGUCCAACUCACAGACUUCGAAAACGCCGCCUUCGCCGUCUUCAUCGUCCUCCUCUCGCGCGCGAUCCUCAGCAUGAACCUCAACUUCUACAUCCCCAUAUCCAAAGUGGACGAGAACAUGGCGCGCGCGCAGAAGCGCGACGCCGUGAAGGAGCAGAAGUUCUUCUUCAGGAAGGACGUGUUCCCGCCGGUGGGGAGCGCGGCGCCGAGCCCGCUUAGGCCGAAUGUGCCGCUGCAUCCGUCGCCGUUGGGUGAUGUUGGUGCUGCGCUGCGCCCGAUCGUCACUGCCACGACGAACGGCGUGAACGGAAGAUCGCCUGCUUCGCCGACGGCUAGGACGCCGAUAUCACCUAUCAGUAGUAGCGGCGCGAGCACUCCGGGAACGAAGAGCAGGAGGAUGAAUAACUGCUACACGCCGCCUGCGCCGCCUGAGGAGGGUCUUCCAAGCGGAUCCGUGACGGAGGAGUAUGCAGAGUUCACGAUGAACGAGAUCAUGAACGGCGCUGGCGACUUCCCGGGCCUCAUCGGCCUCACAGAAGCCUACCUCGACACGCUCGAAACAACGCUCGAAGAGCGGCACAAGAUUGACAGCUACCUCUCCCUCAUCCGUCGUCGCGCCUCGGGCGAGCUACAAACGACCGCCUCGUGGAUCCGCAACUUUGUGCGCUCUCAUCCGGCUUACAAGAAGGAUAGCGUUGUGAGCCAGGAGAUCAAUUAUGAUUUGAUGGUUGCGGUGGAUGAGAUUGAGAGGGGCGUGAGGAGGGAGGGGAGCUUGUUGCCGGGGGAUUACACGGGUGGGGAGGCGGAUGGUGGGAAGCUGUGA